Messenger RNA from Paramuricea clavata, 3083 nucleotides. The record is from the annotation of a GenBank genome assembly. Lineage: Eukaryota; Metazoa; Cnidaria; Anthozoa; Malacalcyonacea; Plexauridae.
UUCGAAUCACUAUAUCUGAAAUAAGAUGAAGUAUUGCUCAGUAUCAAAACAAGAUGGCAGCAUGGUCAUGGUCAGUUUGGAGUAAAAGACUCGGUAAACGAUUAAGCAGUGAUCAGAAAGCUUUUCUAAAGUUUGGAAUGCCUAUGGUGGUAUGUAGUCCUUUCAAUUUUAUAUAUACAUGAACCAUUUUGAAAAUAUUAAUGUACAUAGUAUUUUAAUAUCCCUGAAGUGCAAAAAAAUGCAAAUGACAAAGUUUUAAUAAUUAAAGAAGUAUGGUGCUGCAAACAAGUAAACUUCGAGUAUAAACUAUAAAACAUUUUGUUUGUAGCUUUUGGUUGUUCUUGGUUCAGUUGGUUUGUCUGAGUUCACAGAAAUUAAGAUGAAGAAACGUGAUGAAAAAGUCCGAAAGGUUUGUAGUAACUUUACCAGCACAGCAGCACUCUUCGCUUGCAAGAACUUAUUUCGCUGACCUCAGAAUGACAUUUUGCACAACUUAUUUUCAAGAUUCGUUUAGAAACAAACUUGGAGUAGGGUUAUUAGGUUAAGGUUUAAUAGAGUUGGUGUUUGGAAUAGGGUUAGUGUUAGUAUUAAAAACCGUUGCUAAUUUGUUGCGUUUUGUCACUCUGAGGCCAGUGAACUUUCUUUUCCCUUGAUGAGCAGAGUUAUAAAUAUGGCAUUAGACAGAGUAAAAUAAUAAAGUAGGGUGCAUUAGGGUUUAAUGCAUACAGGUUGGUUACUGGACACAUAGGCAGAUAGUCUAGUUAACCCAUUCAGUACUUACGCUCCCCUUGACAUAUUGAUGUAGGGGGUAUUGGCCAGGGCACAAUAUGCGACAUACUUAAUGGGUUAAUUUGUAGCUAAAUGUUAAUUCUUAUCCAUUUGUGUGCAAUGUCCAUUAAAGGCUUAUAACACGUUAAAAUGCAGACAGACAGAUUAACUACUUGAAUGCCAAAACUGCACUUUCAUCUUGAUGAGUAAAAUUGUCUGGUGUUAGACCGAGUAAAAUAGAAAACAUUCAGGUGUAAUGUUAUUAUGGUACUUAAAGGGUUAAUUAAAAUGCAUCAUCAAUGCUAUGAUCUUAGCAAAAAGAAACCCCAGGUAAGGUUGGUAUUGACUUGAUUAAUUAUUCUUUCAAUUAACAGCUGAAUUAUGAAGAAACUCAGAAGUUACAAGUGAAGAAAAAAGAAAAGCCAUUGACAUUGGAAGAGGCUUACAAAGUAUGUAUUGUCGAAUAUAAUGUAAAAGUAUUACCUAGCGGUAUGCAUUCAGGCCAGUUGUGAAAGGAUUUUAGGAAAUCUCAAGAUUUUCAAGAGCUUCAUGGCUAUAAGUAUUACUAAUACUGUAACUUCUAUGUCAUAUCAGGCCUAUAUACAGGUGUAGCUAUCUGUAUAUUCACUAAUGGAAGAAUAUUAGUUUAGAUCAGGGUUAAUCAUGCAUUGUGCCAUAAUGUACGUGCCCUAGCUACCUUAUUUUAUUCUGUCUAAUGCCAGACAAUUUUACUAAUCAAGGGAGGAGUACUGGUGCUCAAUGGGUUAACAAGACACGUUAAUGGCAGAUAUAAUUGGCCGGGUUACUCUCCUCUUGACAUUGUCAAGUAAAUUAAUUUAGUUCAGACAGCUAUAGGGUGAAAUAAUAGGGUGCAUGCAUUUGGGCAAGUUGCAGCUCAAUGGUUUAAUAGACUUAAAAUUUUGAAGAUAAUAUAUUGAACUCUGAUUGAACCUGCUGUUGUAGUGACUAUUUGUGAUGUUGGGGUUAACUAACUUUGCUCCCUUGUGUGCUUUGGGGAAUUGGGGGUUUCACUCUCAGUCCUCUUGUUUUAUUAAUCCUGGCUUAUAUGUUGUAGUGGAUGUGUGUAUCACGAGUCUCUGGCUGGCUAGGGUAUAAAUGCAUGCACUGAUUUAAUAAUAUUUCUUAUUACCUUAAUCAUUGAUUUUUGUAUGUUAGGAAGUUCAAAAUAUUGACAUUGGUGAUUGGGAAAACAAAAGAGUACCUAGACCUUGGUCUGAAGAUAAGUAAUAUCAUGACAAUCCAUGCAUCAAAAACAAAGUACUAGGUUCAUUGUACCUAGUACACAUCUAGUGGCAGAGCGCAAAUUAACGGUCUACAAAUGACAAGUAGUACAAAUUGAGUUUUUUGUAGGCUUGCAUUGGCAGCAUUGCGACAUAUAUAUUACUAUUGUUUGUGGAAACACCACAGAUCCGGGCUUAUACAGAUUGAAUGCUUUGGAGUAAUAAAUUUACGUGGUGUUUCCACAAACAAUAGUAUUAUACAUUAUAAAUGUAAAAAGCUGAUUUGUAGAUAAAAAAAAACUAGCGGCCCGCAGUUUCACAGAAACUUUUGUAGGCCUAUUUUUCGGUGAAUUUUAAAUACUGGAAAUUUCUUGCCAAAUGGUGUCAGAUAAAUGACCCAUAAAUUUCUUGGCAGCAAAACAAACAAAAGCUAGGCAGUCAAAAAUAACUUUUGAAACACAAAAACAAAACAAACUAAAAUUGCAUUAAGUUUUGACGUACCAUUUUUAAAAAUAAGCCCUUAAUAUCAUCUUCAAAUCCGGCAUUGACAUUGUGCAAACGUUGAAUUCAAUUUGAAACUAAAACUCCGAUCGAGGGAUGAAUAGAUGUACACCUUCAGGAUAAACAAAACAAAAUCACGUAAAACUAUGAAAAAAAUUACAAAAAUAUCUCUUGCACGUUUUACGAGUGAUUUGACUGUAUACAGUAGAUAGAUAAUUUAUUGAGAAAAUACUUUUGCAGCCAAUUUGACUGAAUUGCGUAUUUGCACUAUAAUACUUUUAGCACCAAUUUUUUCCUGCUACGAUGAUGCGCCAAAUUGCACGGUAUUUGCACCAAGUGAUUGAAUAAAGUCCAAUUUAUUAAACUCAAAUGUUGGAUUUUUUAACCUAGAAACCAUUAAUAUUAGUUAAUCAAGAUGGGAGAAAGCUAAAUUUUUUUGGCUUUUGCAAUUUUUUUCAGAAUUUUGUGACGUCAUAAGUGAAUGCAAUGUCUAAUAUUAUUUUUCAUAUAUUCAAUUUUAAUAGUGAUGGGUAUUCUCUAUUGAUCUCCUUUAGUACUAAAACAUUUACUGCC